Messenger RNA from Papaver somniferum (opium poppy), 1320 nucleotides. Its product is annotated as probable LRR receptor-like serine/threonine-protein kinase At5g59680. The record is from RefSeq and is a predicted model, not a curated record. The coding region runs from base 1 to 1320 and encodes 439 amino acids. Lineage: Eukaryota; Viridiplantae; Streptophyta; Magnoliopsida; Ranunculales; Papaveraceae. The transcript is spliced from 6 exons.
AUGAACAUUCUAAAUUUCGGCCCUCUUCUCCGUCUUCUUUUACUCUUUUCACAUCUCUCAUGUUUUGAUAUCGUUGUACCGGUAUCUGCAAAAGGAGAAACACGGAAUGUCACAACAAAAGAUUUACCACCUGGUUGGGAUUCUCAUGUUAUGAGCACUCUUAGGGAGUUCAGAACUCGAAAAAAGAACUGUUAUUCAUUAGAUGUUGAUCACAAAGCUGAAGAUAGUAGCACUUCAGUUGAACGGGUCCUUCUUCGAGCUAGUUUCUUCUAUGGAAACUAUGACAAUAAAUCUACUCCCCCGAGUUUCCAUCUUCAAAUCAAUGGGAACAAUUGGACACGAGUUGUAACAUCGAUGGACCAAGUCGUAUAUCAAGAAAUGGUUUAUUCAUUAAACAGUAAAAACAGUACUAUAACGGUAUGUCUUAGCCAAACUCAUGUUGAUAAUCUUCCAUUUAUAUCGGCUCUCGAAGUAAGAAGUUGGGAUUCAGAUAUUUACAGUAAUUACACUGAUCCAAAUUAUCCUUUGUUUUUCAAUGAGAGAACAGCUUUUGGUAUCAGCAGAACUGUAAGGUUUCCUGAAGAUAGUUAUGGUAGAAUUUGGGCUCCUGACAUCGAUGAUCGUCUGGAACCAACUACGGUUAAGGUUAGAAGUAACUCAACAUCCAUUAAAGUGAACAUCCACGAUAACCCUCCCGAGAUUGUAAUGAGGACUUCAGCAGUGAAUCUGAACUCGUCUGCGAACAUAACUCUUUAUGGCAGCACAGUUGUUGAAGUACCUUUCCAUAUAAAUCUAUAUUUUUCAGAAGUGAUGGUAUUAAAUUCUACUCAGAAACGAUCAUUUAAUAUCAUAGUUAACGACGGUUAUACUUCUCGCGAUGGGACUUUUCAAAAGUAUGGCCCUGUGGUUCCACCUUACGGACGUGCUUUGGAAGUCCGCAUUAAAAAUGUGAUUACUGGUAUUCUUGGUUGGUUUAAAAUUGAAAUUGUUCCGACAGAUGAUUCAACUCUUCCUCCACUAAUCAACGCCUAUGAAGAAUUUUAUAUCGGUGAUAAAUUAGUUCAAGGAACCAAUUCAGAUGAUGGUUGGACUGGUGAUCCUUGUUUGCCUUCACCAUUUACUUGGGAUUGGGUUGCUUGUGAUUCUGAUGCUAACUCUCCUCGAGUUAUAGUACUAUAUCUCAAUGGCCUUGGAUUAACAGGAAGCCUGCCUGAUUUUAGUGCUAUGGAUGCUCUAGAAACCAUAGAUUUCAGCAACAACCGUUUGACACAAGAAAUUCCUGAGUUUCUUGGCACAUUGUCUAAGCUCAGUAUAUUGUAA